This is a messenger RNA of Pseudopodoces humilis (Tibetan ground-tit), 747 nucleotides long. Lineage: Eukaryota; Metazoa; Chordata; Aves; Passeriformes; Paridae. The record is from RefSeq and is a predicted model, not a curated record.
AUGAAGAAGAAUUUGGCACUAGGCCAGUACAGUUUUAGAAGCGUGCCCGACACGGCCCGACAUCGCGCUUCACCCGUGCGCACAUGCGGGGCGUUUAGAACGGGUACUUUUAGGGGCAGCUGGAGGCGGCCUCGGAGACAGCACCGGGCCGGAACCUCCGGGCCGGGGCCUCGGGCCGAGCGUUCCCUUGGUCAGGGCCGUCCCCGCGGGCCGGGGUCUCCGCCAGCCCCGGCAGCGCGGGGCGGCCGAGUGGCGGCUGUGGCGCUGUGCGGGGCGCGGCGGGCGGGGGGCGUGGUGGCGGAUGAGCUGGGAAAAGGCACCGCCCGCGGGGACCUGCAGCGCCUCAGGGAGCUGCUGGACGGAGCGGCGGACCCCAGCCCCGUCAACUCCUACGGCAGGACCCCCAUGCAGGUGAUGAUGCUGGGCAGCCCGCGGGUGGCCGAGCUGCUGCUGCGGCGCGGAGCCGACCCCAAUCGCCCCGACCCUCGCACCGGCUGCCUCCCGGUUCACGACGCGGCCCGCGCCGGCUUUCUGGAGACCCUGGCUGUGCUGCACCGGGCCGGGGCGCCCCCCCCCCUCCCCGCCGGCCGCGGCCGCCUGCCCCUCGACGUGGCGGCGGGGAGCCCGCACGGAGCGGUGGGGCGAUACCUGCGCGACCCGCGGCUCCGCGCCUCACCUCUCCCCGGGCAUCCCUUCCCCAAAGUUACUGCGCGCGCCCGACUCGGAAGACACCAAGUCGAACAGUAA